Messenger RNA from Paramecium tetraurelia, 879 nucleotides. RefSeq lists its product as uncharacterized. Lineage: Eukaryota; Ciliophora; Oligohymenophorea; Peniculida; Parameciidae. The transcript has a single exon. The record is from RefSeq and is a predicted model, not a curated record.
AUGAAAGUAAAAAUAUUCUUGGGAGAAUACGCCUAUAUAUACCGAGGAAAUAUAGAUUUAAGAGAAAUGAACGAAUAUGUGAAAACAUUGACAAUCAGACCUUUUAUACUAAAAUGGAAGGAUUAAGAAGAGGAUUUAAUUACAAUAUCAAAAAAAUAGGAUUUAGUUUAUUUUUAUCAAUCAUGGACUCAAAAUGAAACUACUCAAAGUCAGCCAUUUCGUCUAUAUGUUCAAGAAAUACCCUAGUCGAUUCAGAAUACUUAAAUUACAUAGUUAUAAUCACAAUCUCACAUUAACUCUAAGAUGAUAAGCCCUUCUUAAAAGUAUUCUUGUACCAGACAGUAUUAAGGAGUUACAUAAUUUACAUUUGGUCAAUAGAUAAAUGAUUUACCAAGGAGUCAAGAGGCGCAAAGGGAGAGACAUUCUUAGUAGAUAUAUUUAUAAUCAAUUAAGGAAAUAAAUGGUUCUUCCAAGAAUAUAAGUAAUCAAAAUCUAGAUUAGUUACAAUUUUAUAAUCAAUAUAACGAAGAGACUACAAAGUUUAAGAUUCAAUAAGACUUUAAUAAUAUUCCAUCUUAAGACCCUUCAUCAUUUUUGAAUAUGGAUAUGAAAUAGAGCAUAAAAAAUCAAUUUAUUGAUGUGCAAAUGCCAAAUGAAGAGGAGGAUGUCUUGGAUAUCAAAGAUGAGGAAGAUGAAGAAAUAUUUGAUAGCAAAAAUAUCUAUUGUGACUAUUGUUCUGAUAUAAUAGAGCCAUAAGAUGAAAAAACAAUACUUUAUAUAUGUUAGCAGUGUGAAGAUUUUCAUAUUUGUAGAUUGUGUUAUGAUCAAAAUUAAGAGCAGGUUCAUGUGCAUCAAUUAAAAGAAAUACCUAUUCUAUGA